GUGCUGUGUAUGCAUCCUCACCCACUCUCAUACACAGCAGGGACGAAGGGACCAGUGGAUACCUACACACCAAGCUGACGUCUGUUUUUUAUUCACUGCAAUUAUUUUUGAGUUUAACACAGAUAAUUUUACACCCGACAAAGACUGAGGAACUUUGGACACCGACAGGAUUUAUAUUCAGACCUUCACAGCAUCUGUUUAAGUUGCUAUCCCUUCAACAUGGGUGCAUUUAUUGCUAAGAUGCUGCUCCCUACAGUAAGCAGCCUGGUGUUCCUGCCUAUAGCCAGUGUGGCCGCCAAGAGAGGCUUCCACAUGGAGGCUAUGGUCUACUUCUUCACCAUGUUCUUCACAGCGAUCUACCACGCAUGUGAUGGGCCAGGCCUCUCUAUCCUGUGCUUCAUGAAAUAUGACAUUCUGGAGUACUUCAGUGUUUAUGGCACAGCACUCUCAAUGUGGGUCACACUCAUCGCUCUGGGUGACUUUGAUGAACCUCAGCGCUCCAGUAUAACCAUGUUUGGAGUUUUGACCAUUGCUGUGAGGAUCUACCAGGACCGCUGGGGCUACGGGAUCUUCUCUGGGCCAAUUGGAUCAGCUGUCUUCAUCAUCACCGUCAAAUGGCUACAGAAGAUGAAGCAGCUGAGGGCAGUUUAUCCAGAGAAGACUGUGUACACGCAGCAGGUCGGUCCAGGCUGCUGCUUUGGUGCCCUCGCUCUGAUGCUGCGCUUCUACUUUGAGGAGUGGGACUAUGCCUAUGUCCACAGUUUCUACCAUUUGUCUCUGGCUGUGUCCUUCGUACUGCUGCUGCCAAAGAAGAACCGCUACGCGGGGACGGGACGGAACGCUGCCAAACUCAGCUGCUUCACUCUCUGCUGCUGUUCUGUAUCUCCUGGUACGUCUAAAGAGAAGACGGACAAGCCAAAAAAGAAGUCGUCUCGGACUGUGUGGACUGUCCCUACCGAGAAGCCGUGGACGCAAGGCUGCAGCACUCCCACUCUCCCCAUUUUUAGCCCCCCACCCUCCACACCUGUCAAAGGGACAAGCAUCAGCAAGCUCAAAGAGAUGAAUGGCUGGAAGUGAGUGGGAAGACUUCAUCUUGAAAAAAGAUGCGGGCAAGGGCCGGCUUUUGAGUGGGAAACGGGAAAAACACCAAAUAACUGUCGGCCAAAUGCUGAUAAACUUGUAUGUGGCUGGUAAGUUACUCUGCUUCGGCAGGAAACCAAAAAUCAUGUGGACGUUCCUUUCUACUCAGAGAAAACACUUUUUGGCUGGUAAUAUAUUUAAGGUCACCCUCCAACUACCAUCGCCUCCAGCAGAUAAACAAAACUAACGUACGCCGAUGUGGGGAUAAAAUUUAUGAACAAAAGACGAGUUUGACCUCGGGUGCCCUCAAAGACCCGAUAACAACACAGCUGUCUGAAGCACUUGUCCAAAGCUGAGGCGAGGCAGCACGCUAACCAAAGAACACACACACAGCACGAGCAGGGAGACGGCGGCUGAGACAAGCCAGUAAAACUGACUGGAAAAUUUAUGGGAAGAACAAACAUGCAGAUGGUUUAUCUCUCCAAAAUAUAUAAAUUGUCUUUAGAAACGUUCCUCAGGGGUGACCCUUCGUCUGCUCGCCUCUGUCUGUCUGUCCCCCCUCCUCUUCCUCUUUCUCUUUUCCGUCUCUCAGGGAAAGGAACCACACGGCUUUUGAGAAUCACAAGACUGUAAAGCACCGUUAAAAGUUUUUAUAUGUCCUUGAGGUGCCAAAUGUGUCAUGUGGCGCUUCAGACGCCGGAGCGUGAGGAAAGCAGCAGCCCAGACACUAGUCCAGCUGAAGCAUUUUGAUGUGUGUUCUGGAUGAGCAGGUGGACUGUUGGUUCAUGAAGCAAGCAGCUUUGGCUUUGAUUUCUGUCCCUACUGACCAUUGUUCAGACUGUAUAAUAUUAUUGUUAUUUAUUGCAGCACCUAUACCUAUAUAUUUAGCGUUGUGUUCCUUUUUGAUACCUUUUUUAAUGUUCUAAAAUAAAUGUGAACUGGUUUGUUUUUCACUGA
Messenger RNA from Mugil cephalus (flathead mullet), 2037 nucleotides. It is a transcript of the gene mymk, whose product is annotated as myomaker, myoblast fusion factor. The record is from RefSeq and is a predicted model, not a curated record. Bases 220 to 1077 code for a protein of 285 amino acids. Gene Ontology annotation, cellular component: plasma membrane. Lineage: Eukaryota; Metazoa; Chordata; Actinopteri; Mugiliformes; Mugilidae. The transcript has 6 exons.